AUGCCUUCACUCCAAUCCCUCAUAGCCGCCUUCUUGGCGACAACUCUCUCCGUCCAUGUACACAUAGUCAAUGCCCUCUUCAUCAAUGGCUCUGUCAUCGCCCCGUGCGACUCGCCCAUAUACUGCCAUGGCGACAUCCUCCGCGAAGUCGAGCUGGCUCAUCCCUUUUCCGACUCCAAAACCUUUGUAGACAUGCCCGCAAAAAGACCCCUUUUAGAAAUCCAAGCCGCCUUCAACAAGCUCAAAAAACCCCUAACAAACGACUCCUCCCUCCAAACAUUCCUCUCAACCUACUUCGCCGACGCCGGCGGCGAACUCGUCGAAGUGCCCCGCGCCAGCCUCACCACCAACCCGACCUUCCUCUCCAAAAUCAACGACACCGUCAUCAGGCAGUUCGUCUCCAAAGUCAUCGCCAUCUGGCCCGACCUCACGCGCCGCUACUCCGGCAGCGCAGUGUCCAACUGCACUUCUUGCCCGAAUAGCUUCAUCCCUGUGAACCGCACGUUUGUCGUUGCGGGGGGACGCUUUCGGGAGCCGUAUUAUUGGGACUCGUAUUGGAUUAUUGAGGGGUUGUUGAGGACGGGAGGGGCGUUUGUGGGUAUUGCGAAGAAUACGAUUGAGAACUUUUGUGAUUUUGUUGAGAGGUUUGGGUUUGUGCCGAAUGGGGCGAGGUUGUAUUAUUUGAAUCGUUCGCAACCGCCGCUCUUGUCGCGGAUGGUUCAGAUUUACAUUCAACAUACGAAUGACACGAGCAUCUUAAAGAGAGCUCUGCCACUGCUGGUGAAGGAGCACGAGUUUUGGACGAAGAACAGGACGGUCAAUGUCGACAUCGGCAAUAAGACAUAUGUCCUGCAACAGUACGCCGUGGAAAACACGCAGCCGCGGCCAGAGUCCUUCCGCGAAGACUUCAUCACUGCCAACAACCGCUCCUAUUACGCUGCCUCGGGCAUCAUCUAUCCAGAAACGAAACAUCUAAACACUUCUCAGAUGGAAGAUUUAUAUGCAAAUCUAGCUUCCGGCGCAGAGAGCGGCAACGACUACACCUCGCGAUGGCUAGCCAACCCGGCCGACGCAAUGAGAGACGUCUACUUCCCACUUCGAUCUCUCAACAACAAGGAAAUCGUCCCCGUCGAUCUCAACUCCAUCCUCUACGGCAACGAGCUGGCCAUCUCUCGCUUCUAUAGCCAGACCGGUAACAGAACAGCCGCCCGCACUUGGAGCGCCCUCGCUGCAAAUCGCAGCGCUUCCAUCCAGGCUGUCUUCUGGAACGAGACUCUCUUCAGCUACUUUGACUACAACCUCACCUCUUCAUCUCAAAAUAUCUACGUGCCCCUAGACAAGGACGCUCUCGCCAUUGAUAGACGGACAGCUCCUUCCGGCAAGCAAGUCUUGUUCCACGUUGGCCAAUUCUACCCCCUCUGGACAGGCGCCGCCCCAGACUAUCUCAAGAACAAUCCAUUCGCAGUGAGCCGCAUCUUCGACCGUGUAUCAAGCUAUCUAGAUACUCGUCCCGGUGGUAUUCCCGCCAGCAACGUCAACACAGGUCAACAAUGGGACCAGCCCAACGUCUGGCCGCCACAUAUGCACAUCCUCAUGGAAAGCCUCAACAACGUCCCCGCAACAUUCACCGCCCGCGAUCCCGCGUAUCAAGACGUCAAGCAGCUCGCCUUGCGACUCGGCCAACGGUAUCUCGACUUUACCUUUUGCACGUGGCGUGCUACGGGCGGCUCCACGUCCGAGACGCCCAAGUUGCAAGGGCUGACGGAUCAGGACGUCGGCAUCAUGUUUGAAAAGUACGAUGAUAAUUCUACCAACGCUGCUGGAGGAGGAGGCGAGUAUGAGGUUGUCGAAGGCUUUGGAUGGACUAAUGGUGUCUUGUUGUGGGCUGCGGAUACGUUUGGGAACCGGCUCAGGAGACCGCAGUGCGGAAACAUCACGGCAGGCCAUCCGGCGCCUUCGUCGUCGUCUUCUAAGAGGAGUGCGGUGCAGCUAGACUUGUGGGAUGCGAGCAGGAUCAAGAAGUUUGGAAAGAGGGCUGAGGGGACGGUGAGGAGGUCGAAUGCUUUCUGAGUCAAGAGCUGUAUAUCUUCUGAUUAUAUCCCAUUCGAGUCUGUAGUUAUGUAAAAUAAGCAUAUUAGUACAAGCAGUAACAGGAGCAUUGUGU
Trichoderma harzianum CBS 226.95 is the source of this 2164-nucleotide messenger RNA. Its product is annotated as glycoside hydrolase family 37 protein. Lineage: Eukaryota; Fungi; Ascomycota; Sordariomycetes; Hypocreales; Hypocreaceae. Gene Ontology annotation, biological process: trehalose catabolic process. The coding region runs from base 1 to 2070 and encodes 689 amino acids. The record is from RefSeq and is a predicted model, not a curated record. The transcript is spliced from 2 exons. Gene Ontology annotation, molecular function: alpha,alpha-trehalase activity.